This is a messenger RNA of Anopheles coustani, 2823 nucleotides long. Its product is annotated as BAG family molecular chaperone regulator 2. Bases 655 to 1266 code for a protein of 203 amino acids. The transcript has 3 exons. Lineage: Eukaryota; Metazoa; Arthropoda; Insecta; Diptera; Culicidae. Gene Ontology annotation, molecular function: protein-folding chaperone binding; adenyl-nucleotide exchange factor activity. Gene Ontology annotation, biological process: protein stabilization. The record is from RefSeq and is a predicted model, not a curated record.
AAUUUAACCGCUUUAAUUCCCUGCGGAGGUUUAGUUUGUGAAAGUGAAGGAAAUCUGCAUCCUGAGUGUCUAGUUCGGUCUGCGACGGAUCAUCUCGUGCACAAAAGAAAGCUGAAACGUUGCAGCUUAGCGUGUUUUCUGGGCUCAUUUUUCCGUCCUUAAAUCGUGCCGUUUGCCAAUUGUUUUCAAAAAUAUUUUCACGUCCAUCGUUUCGAGUUGUCCUCGUGGUAAACGCACCAAAGAAGCCUAACCGAUGCGCCAAAACCCGUCCGAAAACAGUUGACGAAGGGUGACCGAAAUGUUCUAGAAGCAUUUUUCGUUCCGCGCAGCAGCAGCAGCGUGUGUUCGUCGAUGGUGGUGUGGUGUGUUAUUGUUUAAGUGCGUGACAAGUACCGUUGUGCUAGGAAGCGAUAGGCGUCGUUGUUGUGCUUCGAAUGUGUAAACAAUCGGGAGCAUCGAAAUUUAAGAUUUACAAAAAUCAGAUCAGCUAAAGAUUGUAUCGCUGUGCGGUUGGAAAAGGAUUAAUAGGAAGGGGAAAGGAAGAAGACAUCCGUGAGGUAGCUAAACGAAGCAAAAGCACAGUUUCUCAGGGUCGAAAAGGCAACGGAGUAGGGAUUCGGUUAAACGGGCUUGGACAAGAAAUACAGUAUCACCAUGUGCAAUCGGUCGUACGCCAGAAGUAGCUGUGCCAAACGAUCUCGUUUCGACCUGCAGUUCGAUGAAGAGUUUGGUCCUUCGGAGGUCGCCAGCACGCCAAGAUUCAUCGAUAUCCUGGAUCAGCUGGACACGAAGGUGGAAUCGCUGCGCAAGGAGGCGCUGGUUCUACGAGAUCAGAAGGAUUUCCUUGCCAUGUCUGUCGACCUGCUAAAGAACAACGAGUACCUCACCGGGUUGAACGAAAAUGAGCGCGAUGAGAUUAACUGCUACGUGCAGCGGAUAAGCAACCGGCUCGGUACGGUCGAGCUAAACGUGUGCACCGUCCGCGACCAGGCCCAGGAGGACUCGCUACACCACGUCAACAGCCUGAUCGACAUGAUCAUCUCGAGCGCCGAUCCGGUCAUGUCGCGCCAAAAGUGCCAACAAUUUUUAAACGCAUGCAGCACCACAGACACGAGCGUGUACUCGGACAUCGACCCGACCACGGUCUGCACGGACAAGAAAUUCGAGAGUGCUCUGCUCGGCUGCACGCUCGACGACCAGAAGACGAUCAAGAAGCGCCUGCAGGCGCUGCUGGUUUACCUGACGCAGCAAACGAUCGUCCACUGAAGGAUGUGAAGGUAGCGGGAAAGGGGAGCUCCUGGACGGAACUCGAUGGUCGUGGUUUCUGUUCCGCGUCUUUCGGUGACUUGUGUCCAGGGCCUAACUAAAGGGACUUCAAAUGAACUAAUCAUCAUCUGCCGCAUCAGGAAAGAGGUUUAAAAUGGUUAAACCGCGGGCUAACAUAAAUUCAGCAGUCCAAUUCAUUUAAUGUAUCAGAUAAAAUGAAAACAAAGGAAUCGGGCAAGGAAGAGAUGAUCUAAUGGCCUACAGUUAUGCUGUAGGGGGCCGGUGCAGAAUCAGUUAAUAAGUUGUUUACGAUUUUAAAAUUCAGUAAAAGAAUCAUAUGAACCGCACAAAAACGUCCUAUUAUCGCUUUACCAUGACCUGUCUACGAUUAGAUGGCUGCUUGGGGACUCUUCAAUAGCUUUCAUGGAAAGGAAUCAUGAGUUUCCCCAGGUUGUUGGUGACAUCGACCUCUGGAUGUAUCGCACGUGGGCUCGGUUGUACAACACACCAACAUUCCCGAACGCAUUCGAACAACAACUCGCAAUUUUCUUCUUUUCUUUUGUUUUAUCAUUUUGCUAAAUGGUGCUCUAGUUUUGAUUCAAAAUGUCUUGAUGUUUUGAUUUUAUUUUUUUAAGCUUCAAUGUUUUCCUAUAAGCACUAAAUACGCUUUACAGUAUACCUUCUCUUCACUCUUCAUAUAUCAUGAAUGUUUUCCUACACUUCUUCUAAUUUUCUACCGAGCGCAAUCUCACGAAAUCUUAACAAGAUUGCUAGAAAUCUGCCACUAUAUGCCUCACUUGGUGUAACCAAAUUGACUGAUCGAGAAGGAAGGAGAAUGAUGAACGUACUGCACCUCCGUUUGUUCAAACAGACUGGAUCAGCCUGGAUUCGAUUCGGGUUGUCGAAUUUGCUUUUCUCACCCAAGGCUACCCGAUCCCGCGUCUGGUUAUCGAAAUUUUAGCAUCAUUCACUUACGAACUUUAUCGGACUAGUAGUAGGGACGCACAUAACUGAAUUUGAUGGAAUUCACGAUAAACAGUAGGGAUGAUCUGUCGUUUGGGCUACAACGAGUCGAACCGGACAGCCCAUUAGUUAUAAACCGUUCUACGAAUCUGGCCAUAAAAAGCGACAUUGUCUCUACGAAAAACUGCCAGUUUCGGAAGAUAGCAAAAAACUACCUGCAGCAUUUGCAUGAAAAGUUGUAGUAAAAGAGAAAUUUAGUUCAACAUAGUUUCUGCUCUCAUUUCUUCCAUUUCUCUUGUAGCAUUAAAAAACCAAGAAAAAAAUGAUACGAAAAGGAUUGUAGACCACCAGGUCCGAAAUGAAACAUUGAAGAAACAAGAGAGGAAGGGAACGAUACCAAUGAGUAUAAUUGGACAAGCGUGUAUGUACUCUAAAAGAAUGAAAAAAUAUAUUGAAGAUUUCUCAUGUACAAGAUAACGCUAGAUUAUGUUUCCUGAUUGUUAACAAAUAUUUCAAAUAUACUAUCGGCAAACAAAAAAAGAAACAUUACGUUUUUCCGGAUAGGAACUUUAUAAUUUAUGGUAAAAAUAAACU